AUGGAUAUUCCUCUGGCUGGUAAUAAAUUGCAGCUGAAGAGCCUAUAUUUCAAACUUCUAGCCACGGAUGUGAAACCAACGUGGAAGCAUAUGAUGUUUGGUAACUUUGCUCGACCUCGUUCUAUUUUCAUUUUUUGGUUAGCUUGUAAUGGUAGAUUGGCAACAAAAGAGAGGAUGAAGAGAUUCGGUUUGCUCCCCGAGGAUAAAUGUUUGUUCUGUCCGCAACAGGAAACUAUAAGUCACCUUUUCUUUUGUUGUAACCGGCUUAGAAGUAUCUGGGAAAAAGUUCUGCACUGGGCUAAUAUUGCCCACACACCAAUGGAUUGGGAUAGAGAACUUGCUUGGGCUACUAGAAACUGCAAGGGCAAGAGCUGGAGAGCUACACUUUUGAAAAGUGCCAUUACCGAAACUGUGUAUGCAGUGUGGAAAGCGAGGAAUGAGAUGGUUUUUGGUCGGAGAAAUCACAUAGAUGCCAUUGAUAAAGAUAUUAUAGACACUCUUGUAUAUAGACUAUGGAAUGCUAAGAAAUAUAGGGACCAAUUAGUUAUGCUUAUGCUGUAG
This is a messenger RNA of Vicia villosa (hairy vetch), 561 nucleotides long. RefSeq lists its product as uncharacterized. The record is from RefSeq and is a predicted model, not a curated record. The transcript has a single exon. Lineage: Eukaryota; Viridiplantae; Streptophyta; Magnoliopsida; Fabales; Fabaceae. Bases 1 to 561 code for a protein of 186 amino acids.